AUGGAGGCGAUGACUUUUAUUGACAAGAAAGAGCUGAUUGACUCAAGCGUGAUGACUUUGAACCUGCGAGCCUUUGACCCACACCUGGUCUUAAAUUCCACUCAGGAACUGGGGUGGCAACGAUCUGAUGUGACCCCUAGUGAUACUACAGUGGCCAGAGAGCCUCUAGCUGAUGAUGCAGACACUCUUGUGACAAGCAUUGAGCCUGGAGUGUUGCUCACAUUCCUGAAUGCGACCACAUACUAUCCAAUCUCCGAGUUUGAGUUGGAAUUUGCAGUUAUGCACAAUGCGAAUGGACAUUUGAUGCCAGACGAUUGCUAUCAUCCAUCGUAUGAACCAAAGGAGAGCAGCACUUCAGUACCUGAUCAUGGCCAGAGCCCCGCACAUGGCAGAAUAAGUGCCCAAGCCAUUCCAGAAGUGCAGGGAGAUUCCCAGCACUUCGUUUCAUGCGAUGUACCAAUUGCCAGCCAGAGUUCUGUGCAACUUGAACCCAAGUUCAGUGGGGAUCUUGAGAUUGAGCCCCAGGAUUGCACACUGAUGAGAAAAUGUGAUGAGAUGCAACCCAGUCCAGUCUAG
Molecule: messenger RNA, 576 nt
Organism: Cantharellus anzutake
Lineage: Eukaryota; Fungi; Basidiomycota; Agaricomycetes; Cantharellales; Hydnaceae
Exons: 2
Coding region: 1-576 (191 amino acids)
Source: RefSeq, a predicted model, not a curated record